Messenger RNA from Drechmeria coniospora, 1578 nucleotides. RefSeq lists its product as uncharacterized. Lineage: Eukaryota; Fungi; Ascomycota; Sordariomycetes; Hypocreales; Ophiocordycipitaceae. The transcript is spliced from 2 exons. The record is from RefSeq and is a predicted model, not a curated record. The coding region runs from base 1 to 1578 and encodes 525 amino acids.
AUGUUUGGAUCCUUCCCCACCUUGGUGAAUUUGCACUCGCAACCUGCCCUGGACCCCAAGGACCUUCCGCCGCCGACGCCCAUCAACCUUCCCCGCUACCAGCCAGACGCAAAUGCCCCUUCACCGUCGCUGCCAAGCCUCCUGGCCCAGGUAGGCCGGUCCACUAUUGCCCUGGGUCCCGUUGGCUUCGCCGCCAUCGGCCUCGAAUUGAAGCUCGAUGCGGCAAUCGAGGACCUCGUCCCCGAUCGGUCAUAUACCCCAGACUUUCGUCGAUGGGAUCAGCUGACGCCGGACGAAUCCCGAGACGAGAACCAUGCAACUCUCCGACCGCUGAGCACCGGUGGCUUGUCUCCCGGCUGCCAAGUCUAUCUGGAGCGCAAAAGAGAACUUGCGAACAAGAACGAGGACGCAUUUCGCACCGUGAGAAGACUGCCAGCCCCCAAAGGCAGCACGCAGGCUCGCCUCGGCAACGCCUACGAAUUCUUCCGCUGCCUCGAGCUCUUCACCGUCUACUGGGAUGACCCCGCUCGUCCGCCACCGGAGACGGAGCCCUUGGCCGCCGUCGCAACUACGCCCGAGGAAUCGGCGGCAAGAAAUGAAGCAGAGUCCGAGGCCGGAAAAGGCCCGGAAACACCUCCCACCUCUCGAACAUCCUGCGGUCAGUCCAUGCCCGCAGAAUUCCGCCAAACCCUCGUCGCAGCCUUUGUGAAGCUCGUUGCCUACGACUUUGGGUGCAACGUCUCCAUGUCUCGCGUCGAACCUCGGCUCCACUUGAACUCGCCCCCUGGUCCCGACCAGCGCAAGUCGUAUACGGCUUGCCACUGCCACUUCAUUUUCCAGAGCCCCACGAGCCGUGAGGCCGCCCGAGCUGGCCUGAUGUAUGGGCCGGUCGCCGCCGUCAGCGUCAGACCAACAGUAACUUUCACGUCGCCGGAUGUCGGAACGGACCAGUCCCUGGAUCUUGCUCGAGAAGUGACGGCAGCGCUCGUGACGGCUCAACACCGAGCGCGCGAGGGCAGAGCGGAGAGGCGGUUCGGCGAGGGUGCGUGGUGGACUUCCAAGCCUAGAUGGGGCGGCGGUCAAGGCGGCCCUAUCGGCCGUGAGGUUGACGUAAUCUCGGUCCGAGCUGACGAAGAUGGCGGCCCGGCUGGCCGAGACGGGCCGCUCGCGAAGGUGGUGAAGAAGUCGCGUAGGAACAUGUCCAUAUAUGACAGUUACCGCAUGGUGCGGCCGCCAUCCACCUGUUGGGACCGCAAGGUCAAGUACGAGACGAUCGGCAAGGCUCAGGGAGCCGAUCAUGACGAUGUGUUCGUGGUGAGUUCGCUCUUUCACCACAUUUCCUUGCUGCGCUUUCGGGUGCCACUACGACUACUCGACGUCUUGGACGGCUCCCCCGAACCGGACGCUUCCGGCCGAAGCUGGGGCAAGGUACAGGCGUGGCGAAGCCCGUGGUAUGAUUUGUUCGACACCCAUGAAAGGAUCGUGGCCAUGCAGCUGCUGUGGGGAGUCAUGUCGUAUCAGAUGAGGGAGAGGGUCCCAUCCGACGCAACUGACGGCGGCAGCGCGGUGGUUGCCUGA